AAAUAGCGCCGAGUGAUGCAGUGCACGCAUGCGGCUUCCUCGGGAGCAAGCGUGCGCCUGGCAACGUCCGGCGCGCCUGCCAGGCGGGGCCGGGCGGCUUCCUCCUCCAAUGAGGCCGGGCCAGAUCAGGCCGGGGAAACCCGCCGGCCGCGCCGCUCCUCGCCUGCGGGCCGGGCCGCACGUCCACCGGCAGGAGGCGGAGGCAGGAGGCGGGACGGAGCCGCCCCGCCGCCGGCUUCGGAGCUGAGCUACCCGGCAGAGCCACACUCGCGCGCAGCCAUGCAGCCGCUUCUCGCCUUCCUCGUGCCUCUCCUCCUGGGCUGCGCAACUUGCGCGCAACCGCCGGGCUCCGCCGAGCAGCGCUGCUUCUGCCAGGUGACUGGCCAUUUGGACGACUGCACUUGCGACGUUGAGACUAUUGACAGCUACAACAACCGCAAGAUUUUCCCCAGCCUGCAGAAACUUUUGGAAAGCGAUUAUUUCAGAUAUUACGAGGUUAACCUAAAGAAGCCUUGUCCUUUUUGGAGCGACGACAGUCACUGCGGAAUUCGAGACUGUGCUGUAAAGCCAUGCCCAUCGGAUGAAGUUCCUGGCAGAAUUAGGUCGGAGAGUCACAACAAGUAUUCUGAAGCCGCUGCCCACCUCGCGGAGGACUGCGAAGAAGCUGAGAGACUCGGAGCCGUUGAUGGAUCCCUGAGUGAGGAAACAGCGAGGGCUGUGAUUCAAUGGACACGGCACGACGAUUCUGCAGACAGCUUUUGCGAAGUGGACGAUAUCCAGUCUCCAGAAGCGGAGUACGUGGAUUUGCUUCUCAAUCCGGAACGUUACACUGGCUACAAGGGACCUGAAGCCUGGAAGAUCUGGAACAGCAUCUAUGAAGAAAACUGUUUCAAACCUCAGUCCGUAAAAAGGCCUUUAAAUCCCUUGGCUUCUGGAAGAGCUGCAGGAGAAAAUGAAGGGAACAUGUUUUACAGCUGGCUGCAAGGUGUCUGUGUGGAGAAGAGGGCUUUCUACAGGCUUAUUUCGGGCCUCCAUGCCAGCAUUAACAUCCAUCUCAGCGCCAGGUACCUCCUGGAAGACACGUGGGCAGCCGAGCGUUGGGGCCACAACAUCACGGAGUUCCAGCAGCGCUUUGAUGAGGUCCUGACUCAGGGCGAGGGUCCCAGGCGGCUCAAGAACCUCUACUUCCUCUACCUGAUAGAGCUGCGGGCCCUCUCCAAAGCCCUCCCUUACUUCCAGCGCCCCGAUUUCCAGCUGUUCACGGGGGCCGAAAGCCAGGAUGAAGAAACCAAGAGCCGCCUUUUGGAAAUCCUGCAUUUAACCAAAUCGUUUCCUUUGCACUUCAACGAAAAUUCACUCUUUGCUGGGAGUCAAAAAGAAGCAGCUAAAUUAAAGGAAGAAUUUAGACUCCAUUUUAGGAACAUUUCCAGGAUUAUGGACUGUGUUGGUUGCAUCAAAUGCCGUCUUUGGGGAAAGCUGCAAACUCAGGGCUUGGGAACAGCUCUGAAGAUCCUGUUUUCUGAAAGCCUGAUAGAAAAUAUGCCAGAGAAAGGACCCUCGCCUAAAUUCCAUCUAACGAGGCAGGAAAUUGUGUCCCUAUUCAACGCCUUUGGAAGGAUUUCAACAAGUAUUAAGGAACUGGAAAACUUCAGAAACCUGCUGAGACCUCUCCACUGAAGCUGUUUCCUGAUAAAGACUGGCACUCCUGUUCUCCACUGAUGGUUGCUGCAUCGUGGCCAGGCUAGCCCCCCCAACCCCACCCCGAUCUUGGCAAGAAGGGGGAGCGUGGGAUUGUAAACCGGCAACCUUGCUUCCCCAACUUGCGAGUUUUAUACUGGCCGCAACUCCCGAUGCAAGACUUAAUCUUCCAGGGCUUCCUUGUCCUGUUGUCUUUGUGAUCUGCCAUGCAGCGUCUUACGUGACCGAAUCUCUCUCAAUGGUGGAAGGCAAAUCUGACCUCGGUUAAGUAAUCCUCAGCCUGCAGUUUUCAUUUAAGGAUCUAUGAAGUGCCUUUCUGGAUCAGGCCCAAGCCCAGAGGUUCUUUGCAAGGAUCCCGGUACGGUGCCACCUCUGUUUUAGGGGGUGCAAUGGAGAUACUGCUUCUGGGGAAGACCCCUGCUUUUGAACCAUUUUGUUUUAAUUAGAUGAGAGAGCCGGCAGCUGCCCUUUAAAAAGACCCCCCCCCCCAAAUAAAUGCAGUUAAACUCAAACACAAGUUAGCUCUAAAGCAAUGGGUAGCACUCCUCUUUGGGAGUUUUGGACUAGAAUUCCCACCCAGUGGUGUAGCGUGGAGAGGGUGGUGGUCCACAGGGGGUUGCCUUGGAGCAAAAUUUCAGCACUCGGUUCCAUCACCGGGCUCCGUUGAAAAUGGCUUGUCCAUGCAAACCAGGAACUGGUGAUGCACACUGUUAGGAAGCUGAACGCGCAUGCGUAUUCCAUCCAUUUCCCUGUCUCUGCGCAGCCCCGGGCACCGGCAACCCAUGCUAGGCCACUGCUCCCACCAUCCUACCUAACCAUUGACCACACUGCCAGGAACCAGGAGUCCAAAACAGCCGGGAGGGGGCACCACGUUAACCAUCCCUUGCUCUACAAUGUUGUAUGGCACAGUCCUCAGGGAGGUACGGUAUACAAAGCACACUCCCCAGGGAGAUAUCUCCAUCUGAGCACACCUGGAUACAGGCCAGAUCUGGGCUAGGCAGAAAUUUUCUCUGCUGCCCCAGGGAUCUUCUGCUGGGUCAAAGAUCUUCUCCCCUAUUCUUUUGGAAAAUCCUUACAAGAGCUCUGUAGUGUACCCUGGUCACAGGCCUGUGCUUCGGGUAAGCUGAUAAUCCGCAGUUGCAGACUGCCCUUAGAGCACAGUGUAAAGGUAAAGGGACCCCUGACCAUUCGGCAAGUUUAUGGAGGAGAAGGCUACCAAUGGCUACUAUCCAAUCAACAAAGACUUCCCCUUCGGGCAUCUGAUUGGCCACUGCGUGAACAGGAUGACGGGCCAUUGGUCUGAUCCAGGAAGGUGGUUCUUAGUAUUUUUGGUCCCAGCACUGAACUGUCUGAGUGCCCUGCUGGGUUUCCUCCGCCCGAUCCUUCUCUCUCUGCUUAAUCUUACCUCAUUUUACAAAACGCUUCGCACUCUGGAACUGCUACACUGGUCUCAGGAAAAAGAGAGAGGCUCCCAAAUGAUUUUUUACUGUGAAUGUUAGCAGAGAAGGGCAACCCCCCC
Messenger RNA from Podarcis raffonei (Aeolian wall lizard), 3217 nucleotides. It is a transcript of the gene ERO1A, whose product is annotated as endoplasmic reticulum oxidoreductase 1 alpha. The transcript is spliced from 17 exons. The coding region runs from base 16 to 1677 and encodes 553 amino acids. Lineage: Eukaryota; Metazoa; Chordata; Lepidosauria; Squamata; Lacertidae. Gene Ontology annotation, molecular function: FAD binding; thiol oxidase activity; protein-disulfide reductase activity. The record is from RefSeq and is a predicted model, not a curated record. Gene Ontology annotation, biological process: protein folding in endoplasmic reticulum. Gene Ontology annotation, cellular component: endoplasmic reticulum; endoplasmic reticulum membrane.